Molecule: messenger RNA, 3922 nt
Organism: Mycena citricolor
Lineage: Eukaryota; Fungi; Basidiomycota; Agaricomycetes; Agaricales; Mycenaceae
Source: the annotation of a GenBank genome assembly
CGGGUCUUCAAUUGCUUAAACCAGCGAGAGAACACCGGAACGUAGAUAGCAGGUAAGUUGAUCGGCGAGGUGAAAUCUACAGACAUGUUUUCCGAUUCCACAAAGGAAUUCUUGAAAGAAACGAUGGAGGAUGCGACGUGCAGGCACACACGUCAGGUGCGGCACUGGGAGGAGGAACAAUGAAUCUUCGGGUUGAUUGGAGGUAUUCACCCGCUCCCGCAUCCCUGAAAGUUGAGUGAACAGGGUCCGUAGAACUGCGUUCAGAAUGCGGCAGAGCAGAUCACAUGACAAACACGAGGCACCCUGGGAUAUCACCUGAUCGUGACUCGGAUCCCAAUCCCUGUCCAUCAUCACUUCGCUUGUCCCUUUCCGCUCUUCACUUGUCUUGUGCUCUCUUGCUCUUUCCUCUUUUCUGCUCCGCUGGGUGGCUCUGCUCAUUCAAACCACCCAUCGAUGGCCAUCGCUUUCUUCUCCCCCACCCAGAAUGCGGCCGCUGCCGGAGCGAAGGCGACGAAGACAAAGACGAGCAUCAAAGUGUUUGUCGACUCCUCGCGCACGCGUCUCGCCGACGCUGCAGCCCUCUCUUUGUUCCAAGAUGAGGCCGCACGUCGCAGGGGCAACAGCAGGACCAAGCGCCAGUGUUGCUCUCCUGAGGCGCCUAGACCCGCCCCUCUUCAGACACCCAACCCGAACCUUGCUUCAAACGACACGACCACGCCCGCAAAACGACACUCUCUUUUACCUUUCCGACGCUCUUCCCCUCCACCCUCUUCUGGCCGCAAGUCCCCGCCGACGUGCACCGUGUCCUUCGCCAGUGCCGGCGUCACGCGCCCGCCUCCCGUUGCGUGCAUCACGUUCGCACCCCACGCAGCAACCGAAAACGACAUCGGCAAAUCCGCUCCAGUCCCCAUCCCCAGCCCGAUGACGGAAAAGGGGCCCAGGGCCGUGCCCUUCCCUACGGACGAGCAGAUCUCGCCCCUCGCCCUGGACGCGCCGCACGUCCUCCAGGUCCCGUGUCGACCGCGGGCCCGGACCGUGCAUGUGCAGACUCCGCCGCGCCCAGCCACAGCCGCAGCCACAGCAGCCCCACCGCCGACGCGCCACCGCAGGACCAAGUCGCGGCGGGACUUCCCCGUCGCGCCGACGCCCGUCGCCGGGAAACCUGUGCCGCCGCCGACACAGGCGGAGCUGCGCUUCUUGGCGCUCGUCGAGCGGAGCCUCCGUGCGUACGGGGCGGGGGUGGAGCACGGGUGGACGCUCGCCGAACUGGAUAUCGCAGACAAGGAGAACGCGCGCAUGCAUGAGGACGUCAUGAUGACGCCCGCGGCGACGUCAGUGGAGCUCGCAACGCAGGACGCCCGGCUGGCCGACCGUCUCCGCGCGAAGCUCGUUGCGCACGGCUGGCGACGGGGUCAGCACGCGGGCUCAGGCUCGGUCUCAUCGCCCCCGCGCCCGCGAGGCAUCCUCCUGCCCUCCAGUCCGCCCUCAGUGGCUGUGCUAUCCGGAGCGCGUGACCUGCGGGCGAACACGCCCGCGCCAAAGCCGAAGCUGCGCUUCGUGGAGGCUGCGGCGGAUGUCGGAUUGCCGGCGCGGCCGAGAUCGAGAUCCCGGUCCUCAGGCAGCACACCUGACACGCUUCCGGUGGACGCGCUGGUCGCUCGGCUCUUGUUGAAACACGGGAACCCGGACGCGUUGAAGAUCCGGCGGGCUUGUGUGCCUUCUAGCCGGGCUGGGCGACAGCUUGCGCCGCCGUCCCCGUUGAGGCAGGUAGCGCAUGCGGUGUAGAUUCGAGGUCGAUGGCUUUACUGCCUCUCUCAUCUGCACUGCAUCCUCUCCUUGCCUUUCUUGAUCGCCAUUUUCUUCUUCACCCGAGGCUUGCCUUCUGUUUCCAAUCACGAGCAUCUCGACGAGCCCCUCGGACCCUUGACGGUUGCAUGACAUGAAUGACCUGACCUACACACGUUCAUCACGCACUUGCAUUACAUUACAUUGUAUGUAUAUGACCUGCACGACCCCCAUCUCCGAUGUCUUUAGCUUUCGCAUCAGCAUGUAGUCUGUACACCUUGCUUUCUUCUCGUCGCAUUGCUAUCGUCGUCGUCCCGAACUCGGUGUGUGACCUUGGAGUUUCGUGAUAGUGCUCUGCCUCCGUCCACGCAUGAGGCACGGGUAUCGCAUGGGCAGUCCGCUGGCUGAUCGGACGCAACUCUAUCAGUGAUCUAAGAUCCAUGCGUGAUGUCGUUUCACUCCUCUAGUCUGGGUCAGGAAGAAACGCUUUAUUCCUUGAGCCUCUUCGGCUGGGAGCGCACCAUCACACCGCUGUAUGUGCUCGUUGUGCGGCCUCGUGUUCGAGUAAUGUAUGUCUUUUGCUUGACUGCCGCGCCUGGUUCAUAACAAUGUGAUGACAGGCUGUGUGUCCCAUGUGCUUCGGUUUCAUUUCUCAUUUCCAUUUCCGGUGUACUUGGACGAUUCGGACACUGUCCACGGAUCUCGCAUUAGUACACCAACAAAGUGAUGCUCGAUCCUGAUGUGUUACCGCAUUUCAAUCGUUUUCUGCACUGAUAUCGAGCGGGAGACAUCUCAAUUUGGACGGUACGUUAAAGAGCCUAGAGGUACCCAAAGCACCAUCACAAACACAUAACGAUCAUCCCACAUUCCCGUGCAAACGAUAUCGUAAUAGAAUCUCAGGCCCCGUAGAUGAGACUUCUCGCACUUCCAUCUCUUGCGCGUACCGAGCACUUAAAGGGCGUGGGGUGGCUGCCGAUACGAGGGAUCAAGUCAGACUACGGGGCUGGAACGACAGACACAAAACACUGGACCCACAUGACCGUCUGAGUGGUGAAUCCGAGCGCGAUGUCGAUUUCCUUCCCUUCGCUGUCGUGCGCUUUUCCGAUGUCAAAGACAGACAAAACCGCGCUGCAGAACAGAAACAGGGAUGAUUCGGCCAAUAGGCGGCCUGUUUCGACCAGUUAGCUCCGGCAACCAAAUAAGAUCGGGCGGUGAGAAGUACCAGGGCAGAUGCUGUUCCCAGCGAAUAAAUGGAGUGAGCAGGGAUCCGAUAUCUAGACGGUCCACGCACCGUCGUCCAAAUCCGAAAGACGUUUUGGCCGGAUUUUCCUCAGCUGGUUUGUCCUUCGUGGCGAUAAACCGGGUCGGGUCGAACUUGUCCGGGUUGACAUAUCGGUCCGGAUCCCGGUUCAUGUUCCUGACAAGGGUAUGUUUCAGCGUCCCAAGCUGGACAGGAAGACAAGAGCAAGUUGCCAGAUGUUCGGGACGAGCAUGGCGUCCUUGGGGAUCAGCAUCGGGCCGGUCGCCGACUCGUACACGAAAUCCUGCUUCGCCCGGUGGGGCAAUCCUGGCGCCUGUUUCAGACCAGUUGCGAAUAACGAGGGAACGGACCAACCCGCCGGCGCUGAGACGAACCACCGCAGGACCUCCUUGCACACUGCAUCGACGUAUGGCAGACUGGACUGGUCCUCGAGCGUGGGCAGCCUGCUGCGUCCCACGACGGCGUCGAGCUCUGCUUGGGCCGCACGCUGGAUGUCCGGGUUCAGUGCCAUCGCGAGGAAGAAUCCGGAGAGCUGCGAUGCCGUCUACGAGCAGGGAUCAUGUUAGUUUGAUGCAGUUGGAGAUGGCUGAACACGGACGGUGUCACUGGCUCCUGUCCCGAGAGCGAAUGCUGCUACUGUGGUCAGAAACUCGUCUUCCUUCGUCUCUAUCAUGGACGACGCCAACGACCGCUCGUUGCUCUCAUGCGCCUAUAGAGAUUCUUUCGGCUGAGAUUGUAGUCGCAAGCAGGAUGGGCCCACCAUGCGCUGUUUCACAAGAGUUAUCCCCAUGUCUCUGGUGUAUUCUAGGUGCUUGCGGAUUUGCGCGCCGACCCGGUGGAAGUCGCCGCCGGGGAGCCACGACGGCCAGUGGCGCA